Molecule: messenger RNA, 1767 nt
Organism: Fusarium pseudograminearum CS3096
Lineage: Eukaryota; Fungi; Ascomycota; Sordariomycetes; Hypocreales; Nectriaceae
Exons: 3
Coding region: 1-1767 (588 amino acids)
Cellular component (GO): membrane
Source: RefSeq, a predicted model, not a curated record
AUGCAUCAAGACCAGCAAAAUCGCCUUUUUCAGGCGCGAAUCGUCGCUAGUAUCGCUGCAACUGUGAUGUCCCUGGCUUGCGGUACCAAUUAUGUCUACUCGGCUUGGGCUCCGCAGUUCGCGGAACGACUAAAGUUAUCCUCCACAGAGAGCAACUUGAUCGGUCUAUGUGGUAACCUGGGCAUGUACACCCUGGGUAUGCCCAUAGGUGCCUUCAUCGACUCUCGAGGCCCGCGGCCUGCCGUCCUUGCCGGCGCUGUCCUCAUGCUCCUUGGUUACUUUCCGCUGCACCAAGCCUACCAUCGUGGCUCUGGAUCCGUGAUUCUGAUGUGUGUCUUCUCCUACAUGACUGGCCUGGGCAGUUGUAUGGCAUUCGCUGCUUCGGUCAAGACGUCUGCCCUCAACUGGCCCAAGACCCGUGGAACGGCCACAGCUUUCCCUUUGGCUGCAUUUGGCUUAAGUGCCUUCUUCUUCUCUUUCGUCGGUGCUGUCUUCUUCCCCGGCAAUCCCAGCGCCUUCCUUGAGCUUCUCGCCUGGGGCACAUCUGGCCUUACCUUUGGCAGCUUCUUCUUCCUAAAAGUAUACCACGACCAGCCCGACUAUGAGGCCGUACCAGCAUCGGACGACACACAGAGCGACCCAUCAUCAUCGUCAUCUCAGCAAUUCCGACCUGGAUCUUCAGAGGAGCCGAAGCCCUUCCGCUCCUCUCGAGUGGACAAUGAACCCGGUAUGUUAACUAAUUCCAGUAGUGAUAGCACCUGCGCCAGUAGGAACUCGUACACUCCUGCUGUAGCAUCCUCAUCUGCCGCCGCCCCGGAUUCGACGGGCUCUCUUGGAACUCCACUUGCGCCUGAAUUCGGCCUUGUGGUCGCCCCCGAGAAUCCUGAAGACCUAGAGGUUGGCGAGAGGUCACCCCUGAUUUCUCGUCCCUCAUCACGAACCGAUCAACCCCUUCUUGGAAAUAAUUAUAUUAAUAGCGAUGGAUCUCGUCCUCUAGACAUUCGAGGUCUCGCCCUCUUGCGCAGCGCCAGCUUUUGGCACCUCUUUAUCAUCAUGGGUAUUUUGGCUGGCGUGGGUCUCAUGACCAUCAAGUAUGAUUGGCCUCUAACCUAUCUAGCCUUUGGAGAACACUCAGCUGACGAUGUCUCAAGCAAUAUUGGAAACGACGCCAAGGCUCUUUGGAAGCAUUACGACAAGAAUGUGACCGACGAUACUCUUGUCCAUCGUCAGCAAAUGCAUGUUUCAGCAUUGUCUAUUUGUAGUUUCCUCGGCCGACUGUCAAGUGGUGUUGGCUCCGAUUUUUUGGUCAACAAACUUCACGCCAGCAGGCUCUGGUGUCUUGUUGCCGCCUGCAUCAUCUUCAUCUUUGCCCAAGUGUGCGCGUUGAACGUCGAAAACCCACAUUGGCUUGGGCUGGUCUCAGGCCCAUCCGGCUUGGCCUAUGGUUUCCUCUUUGGCGUCUCUCCCUCUCUUGUCGCCGAGACCUUUGGUGUUGGGGGACUGAGCCAGAAUUGGGGCUUCAUCACCAUGGCUCCAGUUUUCUCGUCCAACAUCUUCAACAUAUUUUAUGGUAAAAUCUACGACGCACAUAGUGUCGUUGGUAAAGACGGCGAGCUCUCCUGCUUGGACGGUCUUCAAUGCUACCGCUCCGCCUAUUGGGUCACAUUAUUGUCAUGCUGCGCUGGAACAGGCAUCACCCUCUGGGCGAUUCGCCACCGACAUGCGAAGCACCAAAGGGCAAUGAACAAGGGACAUGAGGAGGACUAA